Molecule: messenger RNA, 2148 nt
Organism: Colletotrichum scovillei
Lineage: Eukaryota; Fungi; Ascomycota; Sordariomycetes; Glomerellales; Glomerellaceae
Exons: 5
Coding region: 1-2148 (715 amino acids)
Biological process (GO): positive regulation of transcription by RNA polymerase II; DNA-templated transcription
Molecular function (GO): sequence-specific DNA binding; zinc ion binding; DNA-binding transcription factor activity, RNA polymerase II-specific
Source: RefSeq, a predicted model, not a curated record
AUGCCCGAAGAUACCAGCUCCCGGCCGACACCCCGUCAGGCCCGCAGAACCGCGCGAUUGAGGCUCGCUUGCUCUCGGUGCCAGCGGCGGAAGAUCCGUUGCGACGGGCAAUUGCCUGCGUGCAACAAUUGCAAAAAGGCCGGAGUUGCUUGCACCGACGGCGAAAGCGUCCGUCUUCGGGAUCUUCCUAGAGCUCAAAUUUCGAACUUGAUCGAGAGAGUCAAGUGGCUUGAGAGCAUUGUAAAGGAAAGAUGUCCCGACGUCGACCUCAGUCAAGGUCCGUCUGGAGACUUUGACAUGGAACUUGAUGGUGAUGAAACCUUUGCAAGGGACUCAACGAUCAGAGUCAGCAGUGCAUCGCCCGAGGAUAGUCUGAACCUCACAGGGAGUCAGCCUCCACAAGCACAGCCGCGUCAACCCUCGGAGCCAGUGCAAGCCACUCAGGCUAUCCGUUCAGUCCCUCGUUUGGUCGAUCCUAUUGCCAGCAGUACACUAUCACACGAGAUCGGGAUGGUGUCAUUGGGUAGUAGCCAGGACCCGAAGUACAUCGGGCCCUCGAGCGGAUACUUCCUUGCCCGACUGAUGUUGACCUCGAGCCGACAGGAUGACCAAUCUUGGCCAAUCAGAACCGGAGUAUCAAACCCGUCCAUACCAACUGCUCUCGUUGAGGCCAUGCAUGGCCCAAUGUCACUGCCUAGCAGACAUCAUGCGAAGCAGCUAGCGGAUAACUACUUUGACGUUAUCAACUGCCAGUUCCCCGUUUUGCAUCAGCCUAGCUUUAUGGCUUUGAUGGAUCAAAUGUACGAUAACAGGGUCGACGUGGAAUCUACUCCGACAGCGACCUUCCAAGUUUUUAUGGUCCUCGCUCUGGGGUCCACGGUGCUCUCUCGUCGAGUGAGGGCACGUCUUCCCGGAGAGUCAUAUUGCCUGUCUGCGAUGCAUAGUUUCGAUCGGAUCAGCAUCGACAGCUCAAUUCCGGGGCUGCAAUGUCUUCUUUUACUCACGAUAUUCACAAUGCACAGUUCCAACAUGCGUCUCAACGUAUGGUAUCUGAACUAUCAGUGCAUCGCUGCUGUCCUUGACUUGGGCUUGCAGCGUGACAUCAACACUAACGCAGGUAUCUCUCUUCUUGAACAGGAAAUGAGGACUAGGAUAUUCUGGGUGGUUUUUACUUUGGACAGGAUGAUCGCAACUAUGAUGGGUCGCCCGAUUGGACUGCGAGACGAGGCAUGCGAUCUUCGGCUUCCACAGCAUCUAGAAGAUGCUUCCUUGCGAGGAUCUCUCCAGCCACCUGCCAAUCAACCCCCGGGUCACAUGGCCUUCUCUAUACAUCUGUUCCGUCUAGCAAAACUUAACUCGGAGUUCAAAUACGUUGCGAACAGCAUUGUCCGAGACACACCACGUUACGCCUACCCGGCGGUAAUUGACAUAAAUGAGUGGCAGCAAGGAAUGUUGGAACAGCUAGACGAGUGCCCCGCCAUCCCGAAUCCGUCGCCCGAGAUCCUCAAGAAAUGCUUCAAAGCCGCUCUUGAGGUCAUCCGCCUUUUUGAUCAGCUGUACAAGAAGAACUUACUCAUACAUACGUGGAAUACUUGUCACUCAGCAGUCCUCAGCAUCAUCACUAUGCUUUACUGUCUGAAGAUGGUGCCCGAGAUAGCAAAGCAGACGGCUUUGGAUGCCCUCAUGUCUGACUUCAGCGCCGGGUUAGGAGUCUUGGCCGCAACGGGCGAGCACUGGUCCGGAGCAAAACGUUGCCGCGAUAUCUUGGAUGACAUGAUCCGGGCAACCAUCCGAUGGGUCAAAGACAUUUCUAGUCAGACCAUCGAUGUGGAGCCCCCUGCUCAACGUCGAUCUCUGCGACUAGAUCCCGCGCAUUCGCAUACAAUGAGCUCGUACAACGAGGGUGCCAGCCUCGUUGGGGCGGAACCUCACAGACUGAACUUCUCAGAAGGCUUUGUCCAACCACUGCCAUUGAGCUCUGCGACUGAAAGUGGUUCGGAAAGCUUCCUUCAUCAAGAUCCAUUCGAAUCGUUUCUCGCCAACACUGCGUUUGGCGACCCAAUGCACACCGGCGACAACGCGAAUCUGGAUAGCAUCAUGCGAGGCCUGUUUGAUGACUUUAUACCAACUUACCCGAGCUUCACCUGA